ACAGGAAACCAUCACCAUGACUACCAGCACAGCCACCUGGACCUGACGGCACUCACGCCUAAACUGGAGCGACCCCAGCGGAUGAACAACAUCCUGACCUCGGCCACGGAGCCCUACGACCUGUCCCUGUCCAGAUCCUUCCAGAACCUGAGCCAUCUGCCGCCGUCCUACGAGCUGGCCCUCAAGUCUGACUUAAGCAUCGAUAAGGACGUGGACGACUACUACCCACGGAAACAUCACCAUCUCGACUUUGGCGGCAGGGGCCCGACCCACCUGGUGAAGCUGAACGCCGACCCCCCGCAGCAGCGGCAGCGUCCCCGCCGAGUCCAGAGGGCCAUGUCCCAGGACCACGUCCUGUCUCCCCCCAGGACGCCACGGCGGAGUGAUUACGGCUUAUCGUCGUACGGCGUCAUGGCGGCCGCGGCCUACAGUAGUAGUCGGCACCUCUCGGACGAGCAGCUGCUGUCGGCGGACCGCCUCCAUUCCCAGGAUCCUUUGCUGCUGUCUCCCGCCAUGAGGCGCGACAAGUUCCGAGAGAAGGCGAUGGCACGGGCGAUGUCCCACGCCGACAUGCUGAUGCCUGUGACGCCGGUCAUGGAACGCCACAAGAUGCCCAAGAUGCACUCUCAGCCCAGUGCCUCCACCGACUCGUACAACACGCUGACGGUCAACCACCUGGCGAGCACGUCCAAGCGGCAGGCGUUCGCCUCCAGACGAACUCACACGGUGGACCACCUACAGUACAUCCCGGGCCACCACCACACGUACCGCACCGCCAGUAAGAACGAGGUAACUGUUUAGAAACGCAGCGGCGGCGGCGGCAGCGUCUUCUACGUGAAACUCUUCCUGCUUUUUAGCACAAGCUUCCUGUCAUCCAGGUCCUGGACUAGAUCCACGUCUCUCUUUAGCAUCAUAAGGGCUUAGCGUGUGGACAGAGAUCCUCCAUGGCGGACGGCGUGGAGAGAAUAUUUUUUAACGGGUCAUGGACUCAGAGGGAACCUCCUUUAUAAAUAUAUAAAUAUAUUUACUACCUGUAUUUUCAGUCUUUGUAGAGCUGUAGAGAUUCUCACGGAGCACGCGGACUAGUGCCUCUUCAAUCGUCCCAUUUCUAUCAGGAAGUGGAUUUGUGGGUUAAAAAGCACAAUUUCUGACUCUCCCUUUGUGUUGGGCUUCUUCUUCUCCUCUUUGGUAAACGGCCAGAACAUAUCAGCUUCUUAGAGAAACGCUGUUUCUGCAUAGAUGAUUGUAAAUACGCUCUCUUAGCAGCAUUUAAAGACGGACGCUGGCCUUGGCUUUCUGUUCCACGGAGUCUCAAACAGACUCCUGGUUCUUAAGUUCACUUUUAGAUAAGGCAGAAACCCCACGUCUGCACUCCCUCCACAGAUGUCUGCAGUAGAGGUGGAGCCUGUUUUUAUUUCUAACGUGUGGUAGCAUACAGUAGGUGGAUGUGUAAGCUUUAGCACUGACUGGCAGCUUCAGACGUGAUUCACAGAUAAAAACAGAGCCUGAUGGUUGUUUCACUAGAUUAUUUCCUCUCCAAUCCUUUCCUCGCUUCAUCAUUGACUAUCCUGAGCCGCCAUGCUCGGGUAGCCGCCUCCAUCUCUUCAUAUCAGAUCCUUUAGCCUGGAGCUGAGGAGCGAAGGAUGGAGACGAGCUUCGUCUUACAUAGAACAAUCAGUACGGCAGAGGUCGGUCAAUCAGGCAGUAAAACUGUGAAAUGUUGGCCCAUUGAAGCAACGCCUUAUUGUAUAGAGUCCCAUAUGCUCUUAACUGAACAAUCACGCUUUGGUCGUGUGUUUGUCUUAGCUUUCUGUGCAAUAUUAUCGAGUUUGAUUUACCAGCAGAACCAGUAGGAAGGAGGCGGUCUGUGAUGGAGGAUACUGGUCAGACAGAAGCAGAGAGGUCUCCAGAUUUAACUAAAGCUAGUGUUGUCUACAGCUGACAGGCUCUUCUCUGUUCUAGCAAAGACACUCAUCAGGAAUACAAACAUGACUGAACAGGUUUUCAUUUUACAGUUAGACACCAAAUACAAGGUCUAAAUAACUCAACUAUCAAAGAACAGGAGCAAAUUUGACUAAUAGAUGUGUUUAUGGUGGACUGGGUACAGGUACAGGGCUAAUUCAAGUACUGACCCCAUGGAUGUUUCACCGUUUAUCGGAUGUAUAAAUCAGUUUAUUUAUUCAGAUGUGCAGCAUUUAUUUUACCCUCUAC
This is a messenger RNA of Cheilinus undulatus (humphead wrasse), 2211 nucleotides long. RefSeq names its product protein shisa-6. NCBI's taxonomy places the organism in Eukaryota, Metazoa, Chordata, Actinopteri, Labriformes, Labridae. The transcript is spliced from 3 exons. The record is from RefSeq and is a predicted model, not a curated record. Gene Ontology annotation, biological process: regulation of AMPA receptor activity; regulation of short-term neuronal synaptic plasticity. Gene Ontology annotation, cellular component: dendritic spine membrane; postsynaptic membrane; postsynaptic density. Bases 82 to 801 code for a protein of 239 amino acids.